Molecule: messenger RNA, 966 nt
Organism: Nannizzia gypsea CBS 118893
Lineage: Eukaryota; Fungi; Ascomycota; Eurotiomycetes; Onygenales; Arthrodermataceae
Exons: 2
Coding region: 1-966 (321 amino acids)
Source: RefSeq, a predicted model, not a curated record
AUGGCAUCAAGAGAAUCAGGUCCUCAAUACAAGCUCCAGAUUACAGCUGGUCCGACAUACGACACAUCAACACAUACCAUCGUUCAUGUGAAUACAGAUUCCAACCUAUGCAUUGAAACCGAGCAUGCAAAAGUGAACCUUUGUCUUCGUAUACAAGACUACAAUGGUCUUCCGGAUUCCUCGCCACGAACACACGCACACUUCUCGCACCCAACCCGCAUAAACGACCAGUACUCUCUUGCCAUUUCAUUCGUACCGAAAAAGGGCAUAGCCGGAAACGACCUAGUACUCGGGAAUGACCUUGACCGGCCUAUUCGGGACAGGCUUCCGCCAGGAUCAAGCUAUGCAUUUAAAUUUAUCAAGUGGUGGGUUGACCCGGGGUUAGAAGGGGAUAUAUACGCGGACCAACCUUACAUUUACGGGCCAUGUCUGUCAAGUUGGAACUAUUUCCGGGUCUGCGGUAAAGAGGAUGAAACAGAGAACUCGGACAUGGAGAUACAUGAAGCUGUUGUUGAGGAAGGGGGUGAAGGCAGCGGGCAGGCAGUUCGAGAGGAGCUGCAGAUACCCGAAGACAACGGGCUGAGGCAGAAGUUCUUCCUAGACGAGCAGAAGAGGAAAGUCUUCGAGUUUGAGCCAGGAAGGGUGUAUAAAGCGGAUUUUGGAAAUCCUUACAUUGGAUUCAGCGGUAUGAUAUCGUCCUUCCCCUUCCUCCUUGAGCGUCCGUCGUAUGUCAAAUCUAACUGGGAGGCAGAUUUUACGAUCCGUAUCCCUGGCUUCCCUGUGCCUGUUACUAAAUAUAUCGACGAAAAGAACCAUGAGCUGCGGUAUAUACUGAAGAACAAGUCCAAUGGGGAUAUCUACUUUGUGGUGUUGUUUACGCUUUUGAUGCAGAAAGAGGCUCAAGCAGAACCAGGAGCAGAACCACCAAAGGAUGAAAGUGCAUCAGGAGAGGCAGAGGUCGACUAG